AUGCCUCCCUCGCCCUGUGUCUUGUGCAAGGUCAACCGCGCCCUCAUCCUCCGCCCCAAGGACCAUUCGCGGCUAUGCAAGGCGUGCUUCAUCACCGUCUUUGAGACCGAAAUCCACCACACCAUCACGACCAAUGCCCUGUUCCACCGCGGCGAAAAAGUCGCCAUUGGCGCUUCGGGCGGAAAAGACAGCACUGUCCUGGCCUCGGUGCUCAAGACGCUCAACGAGCGCUACGACUAUGGCCUCGACCUGAUGCUCCUGUCCAUUGACGAGGGCAUCAAGGGCUACCGCGACGACAGUCUGGAGACGGUCAAGCGGAAUGCCCAUCAGUACGACAUGCCCUUGACAAUCCUCGGCUAUGCAGAGCUGUAUGGCUGGACAAUGGACCAGGUGGUCGAGCAGGUGGGGAAGAAGGGAAACUGCACCUACUGUGGCGUCUUCAGGCGGCAAGCCCUCGACCGCGGCGCAUCAAGACUCGGUGUCAAGCACGUUGUCACGGGACACAACGCCGACGACGUGGCUGAGACGGUGCUGAUGAACUUACUGCGAGGCGAUCUUCCGCGUCUGUCGCGCACCACAUCUAUUGUCACAUCCACGCCUUCAGCGUCGUCUGACCCUGCCGCAAACACGAACAUCAAGCGCAGCAAGCCUCUCAAGUACGCAUACGAAAAGGAGAUUGUCCUUUAUGCCCACCACAAGAAUCUCGACUACUUCAGCACGGAAUGCAUCUACUCUCCCGAAGCCUUUCGAGGCAGUGCGCGCGCUUUAAUAAAAAACCUAGAGCGUGUGCGCCCAAGCGCAAUCCUAGACGUUGUGAGAAGCGGAGAAGACAUGGCCAAGUUGGUGCCAGGCAGCGACGAGGGUUGCGGAGGCGCAUGCUCGAGCAGUGUUCCUGCUGGCGAAGAAGAAGAGGGUGGGUGUGGGAGCGCUCAGGGACGCACCGGUGGCGGCGAAAUGGCAAGUGUCGAGGCGCAACUGAGGCAAAAUGAAGCCGCUGUCGAUGCUAGCCUGGAAACCGAAAUCACCACAAAAAGCCUCAACCGCAGCGGAAAGCAACAAGAUAACCAAAAUAGCAACGCUGUACCACUUGUCCACGGCAAGAAGGCGAAAAAGGGCGUCGCACCGAAAAAGACGAGCAAGCAAGUCAUGGGCCAGUGCAAGAGAUGUGGAUAUCUCUCCAGCCAAGAAAUAUGCAAGGCCUGUGUUCUGCUCGAGGGACUCAACAAAGCACGUCCAAAGAACAAGAUUGAGGUUGGGUACGAGGUGCAAGACGUCAGUCUGAACAGUGUGCGCGACGAACUCGAGGCAACAACCAUCGGGGGAGAGUGA
This is a messenger RNA of Exserohilum turcica Et28A, 1329 nucleotides long. RefSeq lists its product as uncharacterized. The coding region runs from base 1 to 1329 and encodes 442 amino acids. Lineage: Eukaryota; Fungi; Ascomycota; Dothideomycetes; Pleosporales; Pleosporaceae. Gene Ontology annotation, cellular component: mitochondrion; cytosolic tRNA wobble base thiouridylase complex. The transcript is spliced from 2 exons. Gene Ontology annotation, molecular function: tRNA binding. The record is from RefSeq and is a predicted model, not a curated record. Gene Ontology annotation, biological process: tRNA wobble position uridine thiolation.